AGAGAGAGGAUGGAAAGGAAACAGAGAGAAAGAGGGAGGGACAGAGGAGUGGAGAGAUAGCAGUCAGAGGAGAGAUGUAGUACAGAUUGUGCACCUGACUGAGAGAGGAUACAAGAAAAGGAUACAGUGCAUUUUUUGACCUCAUAUUAAGACUGCCCAAGAUGCAAAGAAAUAAAUGGAAUUGAAAAAGUGACAAGAAGUAAAAGAAGACAAAUUGGAUGAGAGGGAAAAUUCGAUUUUAAGCCAGAUGAAGAAAAAAGAUGAAACGUGUAUACUGAAGUGCUGUUGAGAAAUAUCCAGCCCUUUAUUGAAGAGAGUGCUAAAGAGCCAGAGGGACAGGGUGACAUCCCAAACUGAUGGGCUGCGAAACGUGAUCACAGCAUCGCCAAACUUAACCAUCAGGGUGAAAAGAAUGCAUCAUUUCAAACUACAGUAUCCGAACUCUGCUGAACAUGCAGUGGUCUUUAAAUCUCAAACUCGGAGGAAAAUAGUGUGAAUACUGCAGAAGGCAUUGCUAUAGUAGUUCUGAUCUUAAGAAGCAGCAGUCGUCAUUUCAUCCGAACCAGACGCCAGGACACUUUGAACCUCGGACAGCAUAACCUGGAACUGACAGAAAUCUCACCCAGGGGUCCUUAAUUGCCUCGAUCUCCACUCUAUCAGGCGCUCCCUUUAUUGCUUCAUGUGAUGGAUGUUUGAGGAUCAGUCACUAUGCCAGUGAUGAAAGGGCUUCUGGCCCCUCAGAACACCUUUCUUGACACCAUUGCCAAGCGUUUUGAUGGCACACACAGUAACUUCCUGCUGGGCAAUGCGCAGGGGAAUCGAGGCUACCCCAUUGUGUACUGUUCAGAUGGCUUCUGUGACCUCACCGGGUUUUCACGUACCGAGGUGAUGAAGAAGACGUGCACGUGUCACUUCCUGCAUGGACAGGAAACAAGUGAGAGAGUGACCCAACAGGUGGAAAAAACUUUGGAAGGACAGAGAGAGUUCCAGACAGAAGUGCGAUAUUACAGGAAGAAUGGAACCCCAUUCUGGUGUCUGCUGGAUAUCGUGCCUAUUAAAAAUGAAAAAGGAGAAGUGGUUCUUUUUCUCUUGUCCUUUAAAAAUAUCACUGACUCAUAUGGCAAAUCGCGUCCCAGCUCCAACACAGAAGACGAUGGAACUCAAAGCAGGAAGUCCGAUCGAACCCAUCUGAGUCAAGCUCGUGAAACAGGCCGUAGCGUUCUGUACCACCUAACCUGUCAGUUUACCAGUAGAAGUAAAAGGAAACUACCAAAUCAUGUUUUUUCACAGCCGACGCUACCAGAAUACAAGGUGGCUUCGGUUCAGAAGUCCCGUUUCAUCUUGCUUCAUUACAGCGUGUGCAAAGCAUUGUGGGAUUGGUUGAUCCUACUCGCAACAUUCUACGUUGCCGUAACCGUCCCCUACAACGUCUGCUUCUCUGGCCCUGACAACAGUGAACAUGACAACCCAGACUGUAACUCCGCCUCCAGAACCACCCUCGCCAGCGACAUAGCUGUGGAGAUGCUCUUCAUCCUUGACAUCAUCCUGAAUUUUCGAACCACCUACGUUGGGCCCGCAGGUCAGGUGGUUUAUGAUUGCCGCUCCAUCUGUCUGCACUAUUGUACAACCUGGUUCAUCCUGGAUCUCAUCGCUGCAUUGCCAUUUGACCUGCUCUAUUUAUUCAACAUCUCAGUGACCUCCCUCGUCCACCUUCUGAAAACAGUGCGUCUGUUGCGUCUCCUGCGAUUGCUGCAGAAGCUUGAUGGUUAUUCUCAGUACAGCGCUGUGGUUCUUACUUUGCUAAUGUCUGUGUUUGCUCUGCUGGCACACUGGCUGGCCUGCGUUUGGUAUGUCAUCGGGCGCCAAGAGCUUGCCAGCAAUGAUCCCCUAACCUGGGACAUUGGUUGGCUGCAAGAGUUGGGAAAGCGUCUGGAGACUCCUUACACCAAUGGUACAGUUGGUGGGCCGUCGUUACGCAGCGCCUACAUCGCUUCGCUGUACUUCACAUUGAGCAGUCUGACUAGCGUUGGGUUCGGAAACGUCUGUGCCAACACAGACGCUGAGAAGAUCUUCUCCAUCUGCACCAUGCUUAUCGGGGCGCUGAUGCAUGCGGUUGUUUUUGGAAAUGUGACAGCCAUCAUCCAGCGCAUGUACUCUCGCCGUUCUCUCUAUCACACGCGCAUGAAGGAUCUGAAAGACUUCAUCCGUGUGCACCGUCUGCCCCAGCAGCUGAAACAGCGCAUGCUGGAGUAUUUCCAGACCACCUGGUCUGUCAACAAUGGCAUCAACGCCAAUGAGCUUUUACAUGACUUCCCAGACGAGCUCCGCGCAGAUAUCGCCAUGCAUCUGAACAAAGAUAUUCUGCAGCUUCCACUCUUCUCCUCAGCCAGUAGGGGGUGUCUGCGUUCCCUAUCUUUGCACAUUAAGACAUCGUUCUGUGCGCCUGGCGAGUAUCUUAUUCGCCAUGGAGACGCCCUGCAUGCCCAACACUUCGUCUGCUCUGGGUCUCUGGAGGUGCUGAAGGACGGCAUGGUGCUCGCUAUACUGGGUAAAGGAGAUCUCAUUGGUGCAGACCUGCCUGGGAAAGAUCAGGUGAUCAAAGCUAAUGCAGAUGUGAAGGCUCUGACCUACUGUGACCUACAGUACAUCAGUGUAAGAGCUCUUCAGGAGGUUCUUGAGCUCUACCCAGAAUACAGCAGUCGUUUCAAUGAAGAUAUACACCACAACCUCACCUACAACCUUAGAGAGGGCCAGGCCAGAUUCACUCGCUCAGCCCGUCUCCCACAGGAACGCUUUGACGAUUCAAAAGUGCCGUUCAUUGUUGAAGACCAAGAAGAGGAACCUGGACAGGAUCUGGGCAGAAAACCUCUGCUCUCUGGGUUGGGUGGUCCUUCAUCACAGUCUAAUCUGAGUGCCAUGUUGGGCGAAGAGUUUCGACACCUCGGCAUGCUUCGUCUCUGCAAAUCCCCCAUUCAAAGCUCCCGGGUACAAAGCCCCUCCCAACAGAUGGCACUCAAUGAGGACCUGUCUCUUGGUACUGUGUUUGCCCCUAGAAUAGAAAAGAGCACAUGCCAUAGGCCGGCCAAACUUCUCAUCCCUGCCCUGAACUGUGUCAGCCCACUGGACCUGAGCCCCAGGGUUGUUGACGGCAUCGAAGACAACGAACAUGCAUUUCACUUCAACGUCGAGCAUAGCGAACUGUCUCCUAACACAGACGUCAAAGACCCAUUUCAGGUGGGCGCGAACCUGUUGCUUGAGACAGAGGAAGUCAGGCAGAGUCUCCGUCAACUCAAUGCAGAGAUGAACCACCUGAACCAGGAGGUGUCUUCACUGACCAAGGAACUUCAUGAAAUGAUGCAGUUCCUACAUAACCACGUGACUCCAUCUCACUUCACUUCCUCUUUCACACCCUUCAGCUCUUUUAACUGUCACACGUCAUCCAGCUGCACAAAUGUUGGGUCGUCCACCGCUGAUUGGUCCUCUCGGCUGAGCUAUAGCACGUCUGCUGGUGCAUGUUUACAACCGGAGACCUCCAUAAGAGAUUCUUUAGGAUCCAGCCACAUGUGCAUUUGUGGUGGAAGCCAUGCCCAGGAAAGAGGCUCUGUGUUGGGACAGGAAUUAGAUACAGAAUUCCUCCAUCAAGCGGCCAACACUCACUCAACCUACUCUCAUUUUUCUUGCUGCCCUGACCAGGAAAGGGUUGCUACCUUGGGUGUAGAGAGUCAGUCGAUCCCCUGUCAGACAUCUAAGACCACACCCAACUCACCUUAUCUAAGACAUCAGACUAUCCAUACUGGUGAGUCUCUCCUGGGCUUGGCUUCAGCUUUUCCUGACGGUGGAUUGGUUCCUCAGGUUAGAAGUGGAGGUUCAACUAUCACCCCUAGCAACACAUUGCCUCUCUGUACCUAUAGCAUCCAGAGUCAAUCUCAUCCUUCCCUGAGCAUAAAGCUGACCUCUGAUAUAACUUGCCAGCAUUCCAGGGCUUCCACUCCGAUACAUUCAUCCGUUACACCAAUCGGCCCAUCACAGCCUCUCACAGCUGUCAGUUCACUAACACAUGCUGGGAUUUGUAGUACAAACUUGCUGCUUUUUCCCACAGGCCCCAGACAGAAUGAUCUGGUGGGGUCAAGUCCUAUUCACGCACAUGACAACAUCUUAUUGUCAAGUGAAGAAAGGGAAAAACCUGGACCUGCUGAGGAGUGACUUGGCUAUUGGAAUCUUGAGUAUGUAAGGCUAAGAAAUUAGGGAAAGGAUCUCAAAAGUGCUGGAAACAGGAGUGAUGCAUGUAUGAGCUAGUUUAUGUCUUCUUCUACUGCAUGGUUACUGCCUUCAUUAAGGUUAAAUGCAGUGCAUCAUGGGAUCCGUGUUUUGGGUACUUCUAAGUGUGUCUGACAUGUUUUCUUGUAAAUGCACAUUUUUUAUCAGGCUCUUAUGUUUAGGUUCAGUAAUUUCACUUUAAAGGCAAUGAAGAGGUUUUAGUUGUCAAAUGUCACUUUAGUUAUUUCAUUGGU
This is a messenger RNA of Paramisgurnus dabryanus, 4511 nucleotides long. The record is from RefSeq and is a predicted model, not a curated record. Lineage: Eukaryota; Metazoa; Chordata; Actinopteri; Cypriniformes; Cobitidae.